CAAACAGUCGUCAGUGAGGUUGUAGUAUUCCUUUGGGAAGUUUGAGUGGGAUUCCAGAAAUGUUACAAGUUCGUUAUUCAUAAGGCUUUUAUUAUAUCCGGUAGUGCCGGAAAAUUGAUUUAUUAACUAAUUAGUUCAUUAUAAAUUAAUUAUUAAUCGCUUUUCUCUUUUGAUUACAUGAUUACAUAACAUAUUUUAAGUUUUGUGUAAAAAUUAAGAGAAAUAUGUCAGAAAAUACGACUCUUAUCUUCUUUGUCAAUGGUCGGAAGAUUGAAGAUAACAAUAUUGAUCCUGAAUGGACUUUACUCUAUUAUCUGAGGAAGAAGUUGCGUUUAACUGGCACAAAAUUAGGUUGUGCAGAAGGUGGUUGUGGUGCAUGCACUGUUAUGAUUUCUAGAUAUGAUUGGAAGAAUGAAAAAAUUGUUCACUAUGCUGUUAAUGCUUGCCUGUUGCCUGUUUGCGCUCUUCAUGGUACAGCUGUCACCACAGUUGAAGGAAUUGGAAGUGUCGAGACUAAAUUACAUCCUGUACAGGAAAGAAUCGCCAAGUCACAUGGCUCUCAAUGUGGCUUUUGUACCCCUGGUUUUGUUAUGUCUAUGUAUACACUUCUUCGGUUUUCCUCUGGCAGACCAUCGUUGAAAGAUAUUGAAAUCGCAUUUCAAGGUAAUCUCUGCAGAUGUACUGGUUAUAGACCUAUACUUGAUGGUUAUAAAACAUUUGUGGAUGAUAAAAUUGAAUCAAAUUAUUCUUGCCCGAUGGGGAAUGAUUGUUGUCAAAACAGAAAUAAAAUACCAACAACCAACUCUAUUUGUUCUGAAUCCAUUAAAAAUGGUAUUGAUAACAAUUUAAUUGAAAAAUCCAAUUUUCUCUUCAAUUCUGAAGAGUUUCAACCGUAUGAUAGUUCUCAAGAAUUGAUAUUUCCUCCAGAGCUUGCUAUUUCAGAUAAGCUGGAUAGACAAUCGCUAGUCAUGAAGGGACCUAGGGUGACUUGUUUCAGACCAGUUGAUCUUCACGAAGUGAUUACAUUAAAGAAUAAGUUUCCUGGAGCAAAAAUAAUCAAUGGAAAUACUGAAGUAGGUGUUGAAGUGAAAUUUAAAAACAGUCUUUAUCCAUUUCUUAUAAUUGUCAAUAUGGUUCCCGAAUUGUCUGCUAUGAGUGUUGAAGAAGAUGGUGUAAAAAUUGGAGCUGCUGCUACAUUAACUGAUGUGGAGACGUUUCUUAAAGAACAAAUCAAGUUAAGAGAAAGUUCGGUCUGUAAAAUAUAUGAAUCUAUUGUUGAAAUUCUGCAAUGGUUUGCGGGUAAACAAAUACGCAAUGUUGCGGCCAUUGGAGGAAAUAUUAUGACUGGGAGCCCUAUAUCUGAUUUAAAUCAAAUUCUGAUGGCUUGUGGAGCUAAACUAGAACUCAGGAAUUUGGAUGGUUCUCGUGAAGUUGUUAUGGAUGAGGGGUUUUGGACUGGGUAUAGGAAAAACAUCGUGAAAGAAAAUGAAAUUCUGUGCUCUAUAACAAUACCUUUCUCUCAUAAGAAUCAGUACUUCAAGUCUUAUAAACAGGCUAGGAGAAGAGAAGAUGAUAUUGCUAUCGUUAAUGCUGCAUUCUGGUUAGAUCUUGAAGGCAUUGAGAUAAAAAAAAUAAAAAUGGCAUUUGGAGGAAUGGCUCCUACAACAGUAUUGGCCUGUAAAACAGCAUCCAAAUUAAUUGGGAAGAACUGGGAUGACAUUAUGUUAGAAGAAGCAUUAAUGAGUUUGAUGGAUGAACUUACUUUAGCUCCUUCAGCGCCUGGGGGAAUGGUUUUGUAUCGACGAUCUCUUGUUUUGAGUUUCUUCUUCAAGUUUUAUUUACAUGUCUGCUUGGAACUAGAAAAACUUGGACUUAUUAGGCCUUCCGAAAAAUCUUGCAGAAGUGCAAUUGAUCAAUUCCAUUCUCUGAUACCAUCCAGUUCACAAUAUAUAUCUAAAGACUCACCAUCCGAAGGAGAACAUGAUACUAUUGGUUUACCUGUCGUACAUAAAUCAGCUUUCAAACAUGCAACAGGUGAAGCCUUGUAUUGUGAUGAUUUACCAAGUUUUGAAAAUGAAGUUUACUUAAGCCUUGUUACAAGUACUAGAACCCAUGCGAAAAUUAAGAAAAUCGAUCCUUCUGAAGCUUUGAAAUUGAACGGUGUUGUGGGGUUUGUUUCAGCUAAAGACAUUCUUCAAGAAAGGAACAAUUUCGGACCUAUUGUACAUGAUGAAGAGAUUAUGGCUUCUGAGAAGGUGCUAUGCCAUGGCCAAAUCAUUGGAAGUAUAGCAGCGGUCGAUCAACUAAUAGCUCAACGAGCAGUUAACCUUAUAAAAGUUGAAUAUGAAGAUUUGCAGCCCGUUAUAAUUACAACUCAGGAUGCUAUAAAACACAAAUCAUUCUAUCCCAAUUCUCCUUUCAAAGUAAAAAGUGGUGAUAUAGAAGAAGGUUUUGGAAAAUCAUAUAAAAUAAUUGAGGGUGAAUUGACCAUCGGUGGACAGGAACAUUUUUACUUAGAAACGCAUUGUUGUGUUGCCAUUCCUAAAUCUGAAGAUAGUGAAAUGGAGAUUUAUACAUCAUCCCAACACCCGACUGAAAUUCAGAACUUAGUAGCGCUUGCCCUUGGGAUUCCUUUCAAUAGAAUAGUAUGCAAAGUUAAGAGAAUGGGAGGAGGCUUUGGUGGAAAGGAGUCUCGUUCUGCUUACCUUGCUUUGUGCACUGCUGUGGCUGCUUAUAAAUUAAAAAGACCUGUACGAGCUAUGCUUGAUAGGAAAGAAGACAUGGUAAUAACUGGUCAUCGACAUCCUUUCUACGGAAAAUAUAAAGCUGGAUUUGACAAAGACGGCAAGAUCAAAGCUUGUGAAAUAUCUCUAUAUUGCAAUGCUGGUUGUUCAACUGAUCUUUCUGAUGCUGUGAUGGAAAGAGCAAUGUUUCAUGUUCAAAACACCAUGCACAUUGAAAACUUAGAAAUUUCUGGCUAUGUAUGCAGGACUAAUUUACCAUCAAACACUGCUUUUCGAGGGUUUGGUGCACCUCAAGCGAUGCUGUUAGGAGAAACUAUUGUUUUUCAUAUUGCUGAAAUAUUAGAGAUCGAUCCAGAUUUGGUGCAUUUUAGAAACUUUUAUAAAGAAGGAGAUUAUACUCAAUUCAAGCAGAAAAUAGUGAACUGUACUAUUGAGCGUUGCUGGAACGAAUGUAAAAUAAGUUCCAAUUAUGAUGAAAGAAAAACCAGAGUCAGUCAAUUUAACAGAGAGAAUCGUUUCCGCAAGCGUGGAAUUGCCCUCAUACCAACAAUGUUCGGUAUAGGAUUUUCUACUCCUUUCCUUGGCCAAGCUAGUGCUUUGGUACUGAUAUACGUUGAUGGUUCUGUACUCCUGAGCCACGGCGGCACCGAAAUGGGCCAAGGGCUACAUACAAAGAUGAUUCAGGUUGCGAGUCGAGCUUUAGGAAUUUCUACCGAUUACAUACACAUAUCUGAAACAUCAACUGAUAAAGUUCAUAACACUUCGGCUACAGCAGCUAGUGCAUCGUCUGACCUCAAUGGCAUGGCUAUUAUUAAUGCCUGUGAUCAAAUAAAUGAAAGAUUGAAACCAUUAAAAAAAGCUAAGCCUGAUAUUUCAUGGACAGAAUUGAUUAAAGAAGCAUAUUUCCAAAGAAUUUCAUUGGCUGCCACAGGUUUUUACAAAUUUGCAGAUACCGGUGAUCCUACUGCAGAAGCAAGCCAUACUUUUUAUUACUAUACUUAUGGAGUUGCUUGUUCAGAAGUAGAAAUUGAUUGUCUGACAGGAGAUCAUCAGGUGCUUCGAACCGAUAUUGUGAUGGAUGUCGGACAAAGCCUGAAUCCUGCAGUAGAUGUUGGACAGAUAGAAGGUGCCUUCGUUCAAGGAUACGGACUCUUCACUCUGGAAGAGUUGGUAUAUUCUCCUGAAGGCAUGCUAUAUUCGACAGGACCUGGUACAUACAAGAUACCUACUUUAUCUGAUAUCCCUGCACAAUUCAACGUAUCUCUUUUGAAAGGAUCUUCAAAUCCAAGAGCUGUUUAUUCUUCUAAGGCUAUAGGAGAACCACCUCUUUUCCUCGCUGCCUCUGUAUUCUUCGCUAUAAGAAAUGCAGUGAAAGCUGCUAGAAAGGAUAAUAAUAUCGAAGGGUGGUUUACUUUUGACUCCCCAGCGACUUCUGCCAGAAUCAGAGAAGCUUGUGUUGAUAAAAUUAUUGAGAAGUUGAACAAAGAACCUGCCUCAUCUAAAGCUUGGAAUGUUAUAGUUUAAUGCAUAACGAAGAUUUAUUAAUUCAUAUUUUAUUGUAAAGAAAAUUUUUUAUUUUAUUUCAAAAUAAGAGCCUUUAUGUUAGGUACUUUAAGGCUGUUGUAUAAUUUUUUUUAUAUUGUGAGUUUUAAGACAAUAAAGUUUGCAUUUUGUUACUUGAUGUUAAACACUACUUUUUCCCAAAUUUUUUUUUCUACCAUCAAUUACAAUAAUAAAGAAU
Messenger RNA from Nezara viridula (southern green stink bug), 4485 nucleotides. The record is from the annotation of a GenBank genome assembly. NCBI's taxonomy places the organism in Eukaryota, Metazoa, Arthropoda, Insecta, Hemiptera, Pentatomidae.